Phacochoerus africanus (Common warthog) is the source of this 8736-nucleotide messenger RNA. RefSeq names its product EGF like repeats and discoidin domains 3 (gene EDIL3). Gene Ontology annotation, molecular function: calcium ion binding. The record is from RefSeq and is a predicted model, not a curated record. NCBI's taxonomy places the organism in Eukaryota, Metazoa, Chordata, Mammalia, Artiodactyla, Suidae. Bases 496 to 1938 code for a protein of 480 amino acids. The transcript is spliced from 11 exons.
CGCACGCCGCCUCUGUUUGUACACAGUGAGCUCCUGGCUGCCGACUAGCUCCCUUGCUCCCCACCUGCUCACGCUUCAUUGUUCUCCAAGUCAGAAGCCCCGGAGCCGCGGAGGCGCGAGCUGAGCUGAGCUUAGCUCUCAGUCUGCGGGUCCCCCAGCUUGGGUGACCCGGAGUCACCGCGAGCCCGAGCCCCGCCCUGCCCGCCUGCUAGGCUGGGACCCAUCCGCAACCGAGGCUGAGCUGGUUGGAGGCUCCCCAGAGCUCGCCCACCUCCCAGUGCCAGAGCAGAGGCAAAAGGGGAAGAAAUUCCUCUCUUUAGUCACCACUCUAUCUCACACUCUCCAAGAAUUUGUUUAAGGAAACGCUGCAGGAAGAAGACAUCUUCUUGAAUCCUCUAUCGGGCGGGGUCUGCCGCUACCCUGCGGUGCCAUCUCAGCGACACUAUCAUCCGCUAAGACCCCUUUCCAGUGGGGUCACGUCCGAGAGACCGGAUCAUGAAGCACUCGGUGGCCGCUUGGCUCUUGGUCGGGCUCAGCUUCAGUGUCCCUCAGUUCUGCAAAGGUGAUAUUUGUGAGCCCAAUCCAUGUGAAAAUGGAGGUAUCUGUUUGUCAGGAUUAUCCGAUGAUUCCUUUUCCUGCAAGUGUCCAGAUGGCUUCACAGGUCCCAACUGUUCUAGUGUUGUGGAGGUUGCAUCAGAUGAAGAAGGGCCAACUUCAACAGGUCCCUGCAUUCCUAAUCCAUGCCAUAAUGGAGGAACCUGUGAAAUAAGUGAAGCGUACAGAGGGGACACAUUCAUAGGCUAUGUUUGUAAAUGUCCCCGAGGAUUUAAUGGGAUUCACUGUCAGCACAAUAUAAAUGAGUGUGAAGCUGAGCCUUGCAAAAAUGGGGGAAUAUGUACAGACCUUGUUGCUAACUAUUCCUGUGAGUGCCCAGGAGAAUUCAUGGGAAGAAACUGUCAAUACAAAUGCUCAGGCCCACUGGGAAUUGAAGGUGGAAUCAUAUCAAAUCAGCAAAUCACAGCUUCAUCUACCCACCGAGCUCUUUUUGGACUCCAGAAGUGGUAUCCCUACUAUGCACGUCUUAAUAAGAAGGGGCUUAUAAAUGCCUGGACAGCUGCAGAAAAUGACAGAUGGCCAUGGAUUCAGAUAAAUUUACAAAGAAAAAUGAGAGUUACUGGUGUGAUUACUCAAGGAGCCAAAAGGAUUGGAAGCCCAGAGUACAUAAAAUCCUACAAAAUUGCCUAUAGUAAUGAUGGAAAGACUUGGGCAACCUACAAAGUGAAAGGCACCAAUGAAGACAUGGUAUUUCGUGGAAAUGUUGAUAACAACACACCCUAUGCUAACUCUUUCACGCCUCCCAUAAAAGCUCAGUAUGUAAGACUCUAUCCCCAAGUUUGUCGAAGACACUGCACUUUGAGAAUGGAACUUCUUGGAUGUGAACUGUCAGGCUGUUCUGAGCCUCUGGGGAUGAAAUCAGGACAUAUACAAGACUAUCAGAUCACUGCCUCUAGCAUCUUCAGAACUCUCAAUAUGGACAUGUUCACUUGGGAACCAAGGAAGGCUCGGCUUGACAAGCAGGGCAAAGUGAAUGCCUGGACCUCCGGCCACAAUGACCAGUCACAAUGGUUACAGGUGGAUCUUCUGGUUCCUACCAAAGUGACUGGCAUUAUUACACAAGGAGCUAAAGAUUUUGGUCACGUGCAGUUUGUAGGCUCCUACAAACUAGCUUACAGCAAUGAUGGAGAGCACUGGACAAUAUACCAGGAUGAAAAGCAAAGAAAAGAUAAGGUUUUCCAGGGCAAUUUUGACAAUGAUACACACAGAAAGAACGUCAUCGACCCUCCCAUCUACGCACGGCACAUAAGAAUCCUUCCUUGGUCCUGGUAUGGGAGGAUCACGCUGCGGUCAGAGCUGCUGGGCUGCACAGAGGAAGAGUGAGGAGACCCCAGACCCCACACCCCUCCUCUCCAUUUCCCUACAGUAUCUCCGUGGAAUGAACUCUGCAAAAUCUAUAGGAAACUGAAUGGGAUUUUUCAGGAGAAUAAUGCUCAGAUUAUGGUAGGCCAUCAGCUGUCUUCUUAAGGAGGUCUAAGCCUGCCUUUUCAAUGGUUUUGAUUUGAUUUUUAUAGUUUAAAUUUCUUAAGCAACAACUCAUUAACUCUGAAUUACUUUUCUCAUUGUUUUCUGACUUAUUCAUACUGGCUGAAAUAUAUUAUGCAAAGUAGCACUCUUUUGAUAGCAAGGGAGAAAAAAAUCUCAUAGUUAUCAAAUAAAAGCAAGAAUUGUUACAGCUUUCAUAAUCAAUACUCAGCUUAUUCUUAUAAAAGGAAUACUGCAAUGUUAGCAAUAAUUUUUCCCUUCUGUAUUGACUCUAUAUUAUCCUAAUUAUUUCCCCGUGCCUAACACACUGUCAGUGUUUAUAACCAAAUUUUGAAGAAUCUGUAACAUGCAGUACUAACUGAUAUUAUAAUUUCCUUUCUUUACUAUUUCUAAUCAGAGAUUAUGUGAUCUGUUUCUUUUUGUUGUACUCCAUUUUCUACAUAUUACAUAUUGCCUAAAUAAGUCCACAUUCUUCCCAGUUGACUUUUAUCCUAUUAUUUGCCUAAAGGAAGUGCCAUGUUUGUGUCUGUGUAUGUAUAUAUACACACAGAAACAUGUACAAAAAUAUGAAACAUGAUUGACUAUCAGUAGACUGAUCAUAUUUAAUCAAUAGAUUAAGGUCCUGUGCAACACUGCUCAGUAUUUCUUGUUUUUGAAGGAACCUACACGUAUAUAAUUUCUAAAUACUUCCUUUAUAAAGAACCCAGUACUACCAUUUUGCAAAAUAAACAAAAUUCCAUUAAAUUUCUUUAAAACAAAAUUUAAAGCUUUGUUUUGAUGAUAUUUACAUAGCCUUAUCUUUAAAAUAAUAGAAUAAUAAAUUAUUUGCAUAUUAAAUUUUUUUCACAAAUAUUGACAUAGUGCUGCAUAGCUUGGCCAAGCAUACGCAUCAUUUUUUGUUCAUCUCUAUAUUUCCUGUGAAACUGGAAUUUUAUUGAGGUUGGAAACUGGUGGUGGUUUCUCAGGAAAGCACAGUAUGUAGAUAUUUGUGAGAAGUAUUUUACUAAUAACAAAGCAGUAAAUCAUUUUCAAGAUGAAAUGGAUUUCUAUUUAUUUUGCUUCAAAGGUCCUAAAAAAUGGGCAGUUAUCAUAGCGAUUUGUUAUUGAUAAUGGAGGUUUCAUUGACAUUCUCUCAAAUUAAAGUUCAUACUACCUCCAUCAAAGUCCUCAACAUCUAAUUUAUAAGCUUUACUAGUAUUUGUUUCAUAAGGCUUAGACCCAGAAUUACUGGGGUUUUAAAUUAAGGGUCCUGGAAAAGAAAGUAUGGUACAUGUACAAAAUGUUAAGGUUCCUGUGCAACACUGCUCAGUAUUUUUUCUUUAUUAUUUGUGCUGCAUAACAAAAGCCACUAGACUGUUACUGUCUUGUCUGUCCAUGUGUUAACAGCAUUUCUUGAUGAUGUAUAUAUGGAGGGGUCUUCAGUCACAGUGAAGAAUCUAAAGAGAAAGUCAAUCAUAAUGGCAUUUUUAGUAAGAACAAAAUAUGGACUGACUGGCUACGUAUUUAUCCUGUGCCGACAUGCUUUCUACUUUAGGCUCUUGUUAUAAAAUAGUUGAUUUGAAGCAUCUGAAGUGAUCAGUUUUUAGCAUCUUUCAAAAACAAAAUUGUCAUAUCAUCACUAGAACCUUUUUAAGAGAAAAAUUAAUUCCUAAUUUAAACUUAAUUUGCUAAAUUUCACAGGCUUGUUAAGAAUAAUUACUUAGAUCCAGAGAUAUAGACACACUUAUUGUGUACUCAAUGGCCCUUAUUUCUUUAAAAAUUUACUGUCCCACCAAAUUUCUAGCCAUUUUCCCUUGUAGGCUUUGCACAAUUUUUGAUUCUUAACAGAGUGUUUUUAAAAUUAUGGCUAAGUUUUUGUGAUAAUUUACUUUCUUAAAAUUAUGUAUGGCUUCUUGGAGUUCCCACUGUAGUGUAGGGUUAAUGAUCCAGUUUGUCUCUGUGGAGAUGCUGGUUUGAUCCUGGCCUAGUGCAGUGGGUUAAGAAUCCAGCAUUGCUGCACCUGUGACAUAGGUCACAGCUCCACCUAGGAUUUGAUCUCUGGCCUAAGAACUUCCAUAUGCCACAGGGAUAGCCAAAAAAGAAAAAAAAAAAUUACUUGUGGCUUCCUAUGAUGUUUUGAAUAUUGUUUUAUUGAUAGUUUUUCCCAAAACCAAUUUUUCUAAGGGUAUUUGUUACAAUUUUGUUACUUUUAGAAAUACAUUGAAAUGGCUUUCUCUUGCACAUUUUUUCUUUGCUUUAUGCUUUUCAGCAACAUGGCAUAUCAUGGGAUAUCUCUUUAUACUAUGAUGCCCCAAAUUAAUGACAACAAAGGAAUUCCCGCAUGUGGAAAUGUUAAUAAUUAUUUUGAAGUAGUAUAUAGCUUUUGUGUCAUUUGUAGCAAUGACAUUGAAUUGAAGCAAAUUUGUUAUAUAUAAAUUCACAGUAAAACAAGUAAAAUCUUAUAACCAGAAUGCACAGAAGAAUCACCUAGCCUCUGGGAGUUCCCGUCGUGGCGCAGUGGUUUACGAAUCCAACUAGGAACCAUGAGGUUGCGGAUUCGGUCCCUGCCCUUGCUCAGUGGGUUGAUGAUCCGGUGUUGCCGUGAGCUGUGGUGUAGGUUGCAGACGCGGCUCGGAUCCCGCGUUGCUGUGGCUCUGGCGUAGGCCGGCGGCUACAGCUCCGAUUCGACCCCUAGCCUGGGAACCUCCAUAUGCCGAGGGAGUGGCCCAAAGAAAUAGCAAAAAGACAAAAAAAAAAAAAGAAUCACCUAGCCUCUACCAUGUUGAGGAUAACGUGCUAAUUUUAUAAUCUAUGAAAUUACAGUUUUAAACAUCUCCAUUUAUCUACAUCUUAUUAAAAGCAUUUACCAUAAUCACUAAUUCUAAGUUUUGGUUUGACUUUCUCUUUCUGAAUGGCUUCAUAAGGGUUGAUGUGAAUUUUGAAGACUUGGGGUACUAAUGAUUGUAAUUGCUAAUCAACAAAUUAUGAAAUAUAAUAUUCAUUGCGGGCAUCUGAUGUGUCAGUAAGUACUGAAAUUACUAAGACACAAUCUCUUCAAACUUUCAAGCUGUGUAAUAUUCCAAUGUUGGUUUCUUUCUUUGUAUAUAUACUUAAAUCACGUAGGAUGUUGUAAAAGCAGUAUGACCUUGUCUAGUCUUAAAAGUUAAAAUAAACUUUUGAAAAUCUGGGAUAGUUUUGAAGCAGUUGUAAUCAAACACAUUUGUAAGAAUACGCAAAUUAUCUGAAUGUGAAUACCUACUCCUUUAACUACAUGCUGGUUUACUUUUUCUUUGUACAGGAAAAUUAAACAAGUACAAAAAAAAAAGAAAGAAAAAAUCACAAUAGCCUUCAAGUGUACAUUGAUAACAACUAAAUCGGCCUUUUCAAAAUUAUUAAAAUAUAUGCAAUUUCCCCUGCUCCUUUUAGCUGUGGAAAUUUUAUUGGAAUACUAAUAACCCAAAGUCAUUUUUUUUGCCUCAUGAAUAUUUAAAGUCUUGUGCUCCAGAAUUGAUCUGCCCAUUGUUAAGCAGAUGCUACUGCUGUUAUUUCUAUUGUUUUUUAAGUACAUGAUUCUCCAGAGUAUAAUGAAGAGAUCUAAUCAAUAGUAAGCAAUAACACAAACACUAAUAAUAUAUUUAUCUUCGUAACUUUAGCUUCUGCUUAAAGAAAAUAAUAUUCUUAGCUUCUUCAUAAACCCUGUUUCAGCCUCUCUGAAAGUCACUGGUAAAAUACUGAGUCUGAAUACUUUCCCACAUUUUACAUAUUUUCUUAGGAUUCAAAAAAUUUAGGGAAAAAACUUGAGAUACUAAAUGUAGACUCCUUAGUUGAGCUUCAGUGAAUCACUGACAGUUCUUGUACUUAUUAUAUAUGUUUAUGUAUUCAUACAUGUUCCUGUUUAACUUCAUUUAAUGUGAAUAGUUCAAUGGGGUUCCCUAGCUCACCUAAUUUUCUCAAACACACACAAAUGUGUUUAUAUUAAAUACAAGCAAUUAUACAUAUGUUUUUUCAAUAAAUCAAUAAAGAACUAUAACAACAUCUAUAUACAGGGUAAAAAUGCAUUGUGAUAAACUGAAUAAUUAUUCAACAGAAACUUCUCAACUAUGAGACUUUAAAAAUUACCAAUUUAAGAUGAAAAAAUCAUUAAAAAAUUCCAAGGAGAAAGUCUGAUCAUGUUGAAGCUUGGUUUUAAAAAUCUUUUAAGAAUAACUUAAUGAAGGGAAAAUAUUCUCUCUACAUAACCUAAAAUUUUAAAACAUCCAGCACUUCAGCUUUGAGUACAUGAUUAAAGCGAAGAUUUUGGUAAAACGGUCAUGUUUACUGUCAGAAAUGCCAUGCUUUCUCUCUUCCCAAAGGCAAGUUUAAAACAAUAUUAAGAAUAGAGUUAGUGUGUUAUUUUUUGUGAAAAUUAUUGCCAAAAGCUUUCUUUGAGAUGCAGAAGGAGCCUUUUACCUGAGCAGUUAAAAUAGAGAAUUAAACCACUCUUCUAGGUGAGAAAUAGCUGAACUACCCUGAAAGCGAAUGCAUUGUCAUUUGUCUUUACAAAGAAAGAAUACCUAGGGUAGGUAGCAAUUUUUCUCUUGGUUUGGAAGGGGGAAAUAGGAUUCCGUGAUUCCCCUGCAGUAAGUGGCUGUAAUUCAUAUUGAAUGUUUCAACAGUGCCACCAGAUAAAGUAUUUUCCACAGUAGGCAAGUGGCACUUACUCAAAGAGUUAUUUCUAUUAGAUGAAUUUGGUAGCAGAAAUAUGAAAACGUUUUGGAAAAGGCUCCUCAUUUAGUUGUUUUUGCAUAUCUUGGCAGGAGAUUAUCGCACCAUUUGAGAACACUAAUGUUAUGGAAAUAUGGUAUAGGAGCAUCAGUAAAUGGUCACCAUGUGACACGAUUAAGCAUUUGCAUAUGGUGACUGCCUGUAAUUUAACAUCCUCAAAGGCAUGAACCACACGCUCUUUCAUAUUUCCCUUAUUUAUCUAAAAUCCCCAUAGCACCAUUCAAUAUGCCCACAUAUAAAUAUGUCAAUAACAAUGACGAAUGGCCACAUAAGCUCAACCUGCUGCCACCUGGAAAAGAAGUAGUGGGAUGGUACAUUCAAACUCACAUCCCCCACAGCCAGAGUGGAAUCAGCUUUGUGAGCACUUUGCAUAGAGGAUUAACAGGAAGACAACUGGGAGUAGGCUGUGUGCAUAUGACAGAGAAGGAAUGUUUUCAGUGAUAAAUGAAGUAGAUGACAACUGGAAGAUAGAUUUGUACAUAUUUCAUAAAUUUCCCUCUUUUUAGAAAUUUAAAGAAAAAUAAUAAUAACAGGCCUGGCCUUUCCAGAAGAGAACCCACAGCAGGCCAGCAGCUCUGGCAGAGAUUAUCAGUACAGCAUUUCUCAAGCCUGAUGGCAUUUUCCACCUGGAUCUGGGAAAGAAGAAUUGAACAGAGGGGUUAAAAAUGGUCACUCACAAAGGAAGCACUAAAUAAUCAACUGCAACAGUUUAACUUCCUCAGUUCUCAAGUUUCCUAGGUAAUGAUGUGGACUUUUUAAAAAAUAGUAGAAGCAUCUUGCUAUGAUUGGAAGUUAUGUCCCUCCACCAAAAUUUCAUAUUUUGAAAUCCUAAUCCCCAAAGGUGAGAGUGUAGUAGGUGGGACUAUGGUAUCAUGAGAGUGGAACCCUCAUGAAUGGGAUUAGUGACCUUAUGAAAGAGCCCCUAUGGAGCUUCCCAGGCCCUUCUACCCAGUAAGACACUAGGUAUGAACCUGGACGCUGACCCUCACCAGAAAGCAACCAUGUAGGUAUCUUGAACUCGGACUUUCCAGCCUCCAGAUCUGUGAGCAAUCAAUUUCUGCUGUUUAUAUAUAAAUUACCCAGUCUGUGGUAUUUGUUUUAGCACACCUAACAACCUAAGACCCAUCCCUAAAAGAACCUGUUUUUAGUGAUAUUAAUAUCUUGAUUUGGGAGGUAGACUUUUAAACAAUUGUAAAAUGUUUUUCAAAUUUCCAGUGGAGAGAAAUUGGUGGGUUAGGACUUGCAUUUGGUUUUCACUUAAAUGCAUUAGGAGAGGAAGAGAGCAGAGGGGGAGGAAAAAAAGGAAUAAGUCCAUUGUAAAAGUUCUUUCACAAAACACAUUUAGUUCAGUUAUAUUACUGUGUACGUAGGUGUUCUUGAUCACAGCACUAAUUAUUUUUCUUACUCUGAGCCAGCCAUAAAAGUUUGAAAACCACUGCAAUAUGGUCCCUGAACCUCCUUCUAAACAGGUGGCAUCUCCUGGCAGCCUGGCAUGCUACAGGGCUGAUGUGAGAUUAGAGCCAGAAUUGGAUGGAUUUUUGUCGAUAAGAGGCUUUAGCGGUUGGGUGGGGAUAGAGAAGGCAUGUGGUGCUGGAAGCCUGAGAGACUUUCAAGAAAACAAAGAUACUACACAGAGAACUGUGUGAUGCUUCUCUUUGUGGUGGACUAAGCCCUUCUUUUCAUCGUAAAAUUUUAUAGCACAGUAAGUUUUAUGCUAUUCCAUUUCAUUUUUUUUUUCUGCUAGGGAAGAUGCACCCAGGUGUUGAGUAUGACCUGAAGGUGAGUUUGCAGCAUGAGCAGAGGCUGCCUGUGGGGACCUGGCACUUGGGGUUGAACAUAUUGCACAUUUAUGUAUGUUUUGUUUGAAUAAAAUUGAUGCUUUUUUAAAAUGGA